GGCACAGAAACACAGCUGCUUCCGGUACCUCUGCAGCUGAAACUGUUUUUUUUUUCCUUCUUCUUUUACUUUUUAUAUACAGUCUAUACUUUAACCUCAAAAAAUGAAACCAGUGACGUCUGACACUUUAACCUCCGUGCGCUGCAGCACGUUGACAGGUUUAAUUUACUGUUUUAUGAUCAGCAGCAGCAGCAGCAGCAGAGAAGUGAUGCAAGUAUGAACCAUGGUGCCAUUAAAGAGGAGAAAAGUGCUCUGCUCUCAUACUGGGAAAACUGGGAAUGUCUGCAAGUUCCCUGAACUGGUUUUAUUCCUGCUGGAGAGAAAGAUGGGAGCCAGUAGAAGAGCUUUCCUCUCUGAGCUGGGACAGAAGAAAGGAUUUAAAGUGGAGGACAAGUUCAGUGAAAGUGUCACUCAUCUCAUUUCUGAAAACAACUCGGGCGAUGAGGUCAGAGCUUGGCUCGACUCUCAGGUCGGAGGUCGAGGCCGAACGCUUGCUCACCUGCUGGACGUCAGCUGGUACACAGAGAGCAUGCGAGCCGGACUUCCUGUCGACAUUCAGGACAAACAUAAACUACAGGAGCAGCAGCAGACAGAUGAAGCAGAGACUGAGACGUUCUCCGUUCCCAGUUAUGCCUGUCAGAGGAGAACCACACUGGAGAACCACAACACCGUUCUCACUGAUGCGUUGUCCCUGCUGGCUGAAAACGCAGAGCUCAGCGAGGAGGAGGGGCGAGGAGUCGCGUUUCGACGAGCCGCCGCCGUGUUGAAGUGUCUCCCUAAAGUGGUGAUGGACAUGACGCAGCUCAGAGGGCUGCCUUGCCUCGGAGAACACUCACUGAGCGUCAUCAAGGACGUUUUGGAGAACGGAGCAUCCAGCGAGGUCGAAGCUACAAAGAACUCUGAGCGAUAUAAAGCUCUGAAGAUUUUAACAGGUAUUUUUGGAGUCGGAGCAAAGACGGCUGAUCGCUGGUUCAGAGACGGGAUUCAAACUCUGCACCAGCUACGAGACUCAGGACAGACGCUCAACAGGGCGCAACAAGCAGGUCUCGACCACUACGAUGACAUCAACCAGUCGGUCACUAAAGCAGAAGCCGACAUCAUCAGUGAGAUUGUAGAGAAAGCCGUCGUCGCUGUGCUACCAGGAGCUCAGAUUACUCUGACCGGAGGAUUCAGAAGAGGAAAGCUGACGGGACACGACGUAGACUUCCUGAUAACUCACCCAGAGGAAGGCAGAGAGGAAGGACUAAUGAGUAAAGUCGUCUCCUGGCUGGAGACGCAGGGUUUCCUGUUGUACCAGAAAACGACCAGGAACUCGUACCUGGAGGCGAAGGACGGUCCGGCUCGGCCCGCCUCCAACAUGGACCGCUUCGAGAGGUGUUUGUCCAUCUUCAGGCUGUCCAAGGAGAAGAAGAGAGGAGCAGAACUAACAGAGACACUCACAGAAAACCUGAAAACUCCUCCUUCAUGUAGCUCCAGUCAUGUCCAGCAGGGCGGCGAUAGGGAGGAAGGAGGGAAACCGUGGAGAGCAGUGAGAGUCGACCUGGUUGUUUCACCAAUCAGCCAGUUUGGUUUCGCUCUGCUGGGCUGGACGGGAUCAAAGCUGUUUGAACGAGAGCUGCGUCGCUGGGCGGGACGAGAGAAGUCGAUGUCUCUGAGCAGCCACGCUCUGUUCCAUAAUAAACAGAGUCGAUACCUGAGAGCGACAACAGAGGAGGAGAUAUUCUCUUAUCUGGGUCUGGAGUAUGUUAAACCGUCAGAGAGAAACGCUUAAAGACGCUCGUCAGGAAGCGAACGCCAUCCUGAGGUUUGUUGCCUGGAGACAGAAGAGUUCAGUUAAAGCUUGAAGCCAAACAGACGACAGGUUUUAAACUGAUGUGAAGCUACUUUAAAAACCUGGAAGCUCUUAACCUUUGUUGUUUUUAAACAAAAACUGACUAAUAAAUGAAAUAAAUAGACACUUAAUUUAAUAGAAAAAUGAACUUAUGAACUCAGUAAAUGUUUUUUUAAAAACUG
This is a messenger RNA of Scomber scombrus (Atlantic mackerel), 2013 nucleotides long. It is a transcript of the gene polm, whose product is annotated as polymerase (DNA directed), mu. Gene Ontology annotation, molecular function: DNA-directed DNA polymerase activity; DNA binding. Gene Ontology annotation, cellular component: nucleus. The coding region runs from base 224 to 1771 and encodes 515 amino acids. NCBI's taxonomy places the organism in Eukaryota, Metazoa, Chordata, Actinopteri, Scombriformes, Scombridae. The record is from RefSeq and is a predicted model, not a curated record. Gene Ontology annotation, biological process: double-strand break repair via nonhomologous end joining. The transcript has 11 exons.